This is a messenger RNA of Tetrapisispora phaffii CBS 4417, 1230 nucleotides long. It is a transcript of the gene CDC73, whose product is annotated as Cdc73p. Gene Ontology annotation, cellular component: Cdc73/Paf1 complex. The coding region runs from base 1 to 1230 and encodes 409 amino acids. The transcript has a single exon. NCBI's taxonomy places the organism in Eukaryota, Fungi, Ascomycota, Saccharomycetes, Saccharomycetales, Saccharomycetaceae. The record is from RefSeq and is a predicted model, not a curated record. Gene Ontology annotation, molecular function: RNA polymerase II complex binding. Gene Ontology annotation, biological process: positive regulation of transcription elongation by RNA polymerase II; transcription elongation by RNA polymerase II.
AUGUCAAUUUUAAACCAGAUUAGGGACCUUUUUAUAAAUCAGAAAACUUUCAAAUUAUUUGAUAAAGACAACAAUGAAACAAAUGAUAUUGCUAUAGCUGACAUAAUCAAAUUUGAUGAUAACGAAAAUAAAGCUUUUAAACUAGAUACUUUGACAGAGUUUUCAGUGGAUGGAAAUAUUCUUCCAUUGAGAUUAAUUGUGCAUUGUUGGUUAAAUAAAGAUUCUACCGCUGCUGAAUAUCUAUCUGAUUGUCAAGCUAAACAAUUAACUAAUGUUUCGUUCUUGCAUAGAACUGAUUUAAUUAAUUGGUUAUCAGGGCAGUUAGAAAAAUCAUCUUAUGUGAACACAGGUUCUACAGAAGCUACUCAAGAUGAUAAUACAAAUAAUACUUCCAAAAGUCAAACAGAAAAUGAAAAUUUACAAUCUGAAACUUACAGCUCAACCUCAGUUACAUCCAAUAACAUAAUACCAUCCAAAGGCUCAGUUAAUGCUGAAACUUUAAAUGUUACUAAUAAUAUCGAAUUACUGAAAUCAUCUGAUGCCGUUUUGGCUAAAACAUUAGAAAAUACAAGAGAAUUACUAAAUCAUAAUACUGAACUUCGUGGUUCUAAGCCUAUUGAUUUUGGUUAUUUAAUUAAAGAUGCAGAAUUAAAAAUUGUCCAGUCCAUAAAAUCAUCACUCCGCUCCAGUAAAGGAAAGUCUUCAUCUACUGGCAUAUCUAAAAAUCGUGAGAAAAAAGUUGUUCUACAAAAGGAUCCAAUUAUUUUAAUUCCUUCAGCAACUUCUUCCAUUUUUACAUUGACAAAUAUUAAACAAUUUUUAGAAGAUUCUAAAUAUGUUAGUCCAAGAGAUCUUUCUGUAAAUUUACAACAGGACCUAGUGACAGUCGAAAAGAAACUAGAUGGAUUAAGUAGACCAAUAAGAUUUUUAAUUGUAAACAACACAAGAAUGUUUACGAAACCAGAGUACUGGGAAAGAGUUGUGGCAGUAUUUACUACUGGCCAUGAAUGGCAAUUUAACAAUUAUCAAUGGAGCAAACCUCAAGAUUUAUUCCAACACACUAAAGGUUACUAUUUCCACUUCACUGGUGAUACGGUUCCUCCUAAUGUUCAAAAGUGGAAUGUACAAAAAGUUGAAAUAGAUAGAAAUAAAAGAUUUAAGGAUGUUGAAGUUGUGCGUUUCUUCUGGUACAAUUUAGAGAAGGAAUUACUAGCGAGAGGUUACCGUUAA